GGAGGGUCCUAGAAGAAGAAUUAGGACAAUUUUUCUAUAGGAAAAAAAGAAGAAAUCAAAACUGUCAAAGAUGCCACCACUUCCUUCAACAAGGCUCUCUUUCCCUCUAAACUCUCCACUCUUCUACCUUCUUCCAUCCACCUCUCUCUUCCCAAACCUCAUCAUCACCACCACCACCAACAAGAACAAAUUUUUAAUCCCCACCAUGUCCUUCUCCUCCUCUUCUCCAUCAUCCUCUUCACCCUCUUCAAUUUCCAACCCUAAAGAGCCAGAACACCCACGAGACCCAGAAGACCAGGAGCUCCUUUUGCAGCAGGCCCUCAAGUACCACAACCAGACCAAGCAUCAUUUCACCAAAUACGCCAGAGGCCCUCAUGGCCUCGACUGGGCCAACCAGCCCAACCCAUUCCGCAGGUACGUCUCUGCUCCUCUCUUACCUCUCCUGCACUUCCCUACGGAGAAUCAAAACCCAAACUCUUCUUCUACUCAAGACCCUCUGUAUUCUUCUCUGUUCCUGAAUCUCCCUCCUCCAAAACCCAUCUCCAAAUCCACCAUUUCUCAGUUUUUCUACGAUUCUUUAGCUCUCUCAGCUUGGAAAACUGCUGGGUUUUCAACCUGGUCGCUUAGAGUUAAUCCCAGCAGUGGUAAUUUACACCCUACUGAGGCCUAUAUCAUUUCACCCCCAAUAGAAUCGUUGUCUGAUUCGAGUUUCGUAGCGCAUUACGCUCCAAAAGAGCAUGCUUUGGAGCUUAGAGCUGAAAUCCCAUCUUGGGUUUUCACCAAUUUCUUACCCAAGGACUCGUUUCUCAUUGGGUUGUCAUCGAUUUUUUGGCGCGAGGCCUGGAAAUAUGGAGAGCGCGCAUUUCGGUAUUGCAAUCACGAUGUGGGUCACGCUAUUGCUGCGGUUUCCAUGGCCGCAGCAGGGCUUGGUUGGGAUGUGAAGCUGCUUGAUGGAUUGGGUUAUGAGGAUUUGGAGAAGCUAAUGGGGCUUGAAGGGUUCCCAAAAUUUCAAAUUCCCUCUCGACCUGUUAAAGGGCGGUUUCCCGAGAUGGAAUUUGAGCAUCCGGAUUGUAUUCUUGUGGUUUUUCCUGAUGGGGCUGGUGAAUUUGAUGUGAACUAUAAGCAAUUGAGUUUGGCAAUAUCUGAGUUUUCCAAAUUGGAGUGGAAGGGAAAGCCAAAUUUGCUUAGUAAAGAGCACAUUUGUUGGGAUAUAAUAUAUAGAACAGCAGAGGCUGUGAAAAAAGAGAUAAGUUUAGGUGAUACGUUUUUGGUUGAUCCAUUUCAGAGUAGUGGGAUUUGUAGUGAAGGUUCAUAUAAGGGUUUUACAGCUAGGGAAGUUGUCAGGAAGCGUAGGAGUGCAGUUGAUAUGGAUGGAGUUACUGCAAUGGAUAGAAACACAUUUUAUCAGAUUCUUUUGCAUUGUCUUCCUUCGGGUUCUCGACAUGGAGGGAAGCAGAAGAAGCCAUUGGCAUUGCCAUUUCGGGGUCUUCCAUGGGAUGCUGAGGUCCAUGCUGCUUUAUUUGUUCAUAGGGUGGAAGGGUUGCCACAGGGUUUAUAUUUCUUGGUUAGGAAUGAAGACCAUUUGGAUAAGCUCAAGAAAUCCAUGAGGUCAGGCUUUAAGUGGGUGAAGCCAGAGGGUUGCCCAGAAAAUCUUCCUCUGUAUGAACUUGAUAGAACUGACUGUCGUACUCUUGCUGAAAGGCUCUCGUGCCAUCAGGAAAUUGCAAGUCAUGGUUGCUUCAGUCUUGGUAUGGUGGCUUGUUUUGACCCUUUAUUGCAUGAUAAAAAUGUGUGGAUGUAUCCUCGACUGUUUUGGGAGACUGGAGUACUCGGGCAGGUGUUGUACCUUGAAGCGCAUGCAGUUGGCAUUUCUGCAACAGGAAUUGGUUGCUAUUUUGAUGAUCCUGUGCAUGAACUGCUUGGGUUGAAAGGAUCAAACUUCCAAAGUUUAUAUCACUUCACGGUGGGAGGUCCAGUCAUUGACAAGCGGAUUAUGAGCCUACCAGCAUAUCCUGGCCCUGAUGUUGAUGCGUAAUCGCAGGGUUUUAAUUACUCUUAGAUAUCCUUUUAAGGCUUAUACCAAAAUCCCCUUAAUUUUCAUGGAUGUAUAUACUAGAAGUUGCCUGCCAAUUAGUUUUUAGUUUGGUAGACAAGUACUUAUGUACCUCGUAUUCGUUAAAAAAAACUGCUGAGCAUUGUAAAUCUUUGAGAAGUUACAUUCAAUGGUUUUAGCCAUAUGGUUUUUAUUACAUGAGAUUCAAUUA
Molecule: messenger RNA, 2264 nt
Organism: Prunus avium (sweet cherry)
Lineage: Eukaryota; Viridiplantae; Streptophyta; Magnoliopsida; Rosales; Rosaceae
Product: nitroreductase family protein
Molecular function (GO): oxidoreductase activity
Source: RefSeq, a predicted model, not a curated record